Molecule: messenger RNA, 1320 nt
Organism: Diaporthe amygdali
Lineage: Eukaryota; Fungi; Ascomycota; Sordariomycetes; Diaporthales; Diaporthaceae
Product: geranylgeranyl pyrophosphate synthase
Exons: 3
Coding region: 1-1320 (439 amino acids)
Source: RefSeq, a predicted model, not a curated record
AUGUUUAGCACUUUGAAAUAUAACGACUCGACGACUGGCCUCGAGACCUUGAGAGUCAGGAACCGAAUCAAGGAGAAGCGGCGGGGCCCGCUUGCACAGAAUGCCAGUGGUAGAAACCGCACUGCCGAUGGAACCGAUUCGUCGACAAGAACGUCUUCUACAACCCCAGUGGAGGUCCCCAAGCAGCAGACCGAAACCCAGGAAAAUAAUGACCACGAUCAUACUGUUGAUAUGUUUUUCAGCGACAUGCCCGAGUUGGAUUUCAAUCUCUUCGGAGGAGCAGAAAUGGCGGAUGACUCGAUCGAUCCGCUUGACACCGCGUAUCAUGUUGAAGAGCGACAAGCAGUAACUCCUGCUAUAUUCCUGCCUUCACAAUCGGAUGACUCGUCGGACACAACGGGGAAUGCGAGCAACGCUCUACCCAUCUCUGGGGCCACAAACGAUGCCACGAUGCUAGAGGUUGAUGUGUCACCGCCCAACAACAUCAGCAUUGCAAGCAGCAGUACCUACGUCUUUGAGAGCAUCAGCACUAAACGGCAUUUAGUGCCACCGGUACCACCUACCAAUAAUGGGAGCUGUGAGUGCUCUUGCAUCACCCAAGUGCUGCUCACCUACCAAGAUAUCAUCAUCAACCUGGAGGGAAAGGCGGUAAACCCCUCUGAGACAGGCUACUCAUUUCAAUCGGCCGGACCGAUGAUCGGCCAGGGACAAAAUCGCGGAAAUAAUGCCCACAGUGAUCAGCAUGCUGCCCCGGUGGACACGGUUUUGCAGUGCCUCAAGAGUGCGGUUGCCAGCUGCGAGACCCUCGUCAACUGUCAGGCGUGUAGCGUGCGACCAGAAUGCGUUAUGCUGAGCAUAUCCAUUUGCAAUAUCAUGCUUUCAAGUGUUGAGGAGCUAGCUGGCACGGGAAGCCAGUGCACCGCGCCGCUGGCGGCACCAACAGCCAACGUGGCAUUUGGUGGAGGAGACACCACAACCUCCGUCGCCCGAGGCUCUGAUCAGAUCUCGACCCAUGCCACUGGCAAACUGAACGGUGGUGCAAGAUCUCAGCAGUUUCGAAGAGGAUCGGACCUCUCCUCUUAUCUCCGCGGCACCGGGACUGGUCUGAAGAUUGGAAAGUGGCGUUUAGACAAUGAGGAUGAGGAACAAGUGAUACAGAGCUUGUUAAUCGCUCGUAUGACGAGACUUGAUGGACUGACUACAAAGAUUCAGCGGGCUGUUCAGCUGAAUGAGUGGCCAGCUCAUGAUGCUCGGAUCAGGAGUCUGCGAGAACGUUUAGUGACAGCAAUUUUUAUGACAAGGAGGCGCUCGUUAUCCUGA